CCUCCUGUGUAUUUCAUCACAAGUGCCAUCCAACAGAGAAAGCAGAGUGAUGAGUUGACAUAAUUUUUUCCUACAUUUAACCCAAUAUCAGCGAUAUUCUGAAGCAAGAUAAACGUUUACGAUGGCCUCGUCUAAGAUCAGUGAAGAGGAAGCCCUGAAAAUAGGAGGCAUGUUUGCUGUACACCCCAAAAAAGACUGUCCACAUGUAGAGUCUUUGGUUGCUGGUAUAGAAAAGUUGAGCAUUGACAUAGCACUACCAUGUGGGGUGUGUGGUAAUGUAGGUGAAAACUGGUUGUGCUUGAAGUGUUCAAGCGUGUACUGCAGCCGUUAUGUCCAGGAGCACAUGGUGCAUCACAAUAAUCAAAAUCCAACCCAUGAGAUAACACUCAGCUUCAGUGACUUGAGCUUUUGGUGCUAUGCUUGUGAUAGCUAUAUCAAUUCCCCUCACCUAGAGUCCAUCUUCCAAGCUGCUACCAUGGCAAAAUUUGAUACACCCAUCCAAAAGCUGAAGAAUGAGGCUUCAGCUAAUUCAGAUCCUCAAGAAUCAGGGGCAUCAUCAAGCAAAGAAGGAGAGGAAGGAGAUGAAGAAAAUCCUACAGCAGCCCAGUCUGAUAUGCCCAUGGAAAACCCUGAGCCUGAGGCUUUACCUCAAUCAAAUCCCCAGGUACCACCGGACAAAGAGGGAGAAGAAGAAGGUGGGAAAACAUCUAAUGCAACAAAUGAAGUUCCUUCAAGGGCUUUUCAUCUGGAGAGUAGAUUGGAAAAAGAAGUACUACUGAGUCGCAUGAGGGCUGUAAUCUAUGGCAACUGUAUUGGAGAUGCCAUAGGAUUGCUCACUGAGUUUAUGACAAAAGAAGAAGCGCUAGAGAUUUAUUGCACAGUCAAAGAGAGAAAGUUUCUAGGAUCCAUGGAGUCCAAAAAGAGUAUACCAGUUAAGAACCUGGAAUUGGAAUACCCCAUGAAAUAUGAUGAUUUUCAUCGCAGUUGCUGGCAGGUUGGUGAUUGGACAGAUGACUCAGAUCAAAUGAUUCUCAUUCUCAGAACACUGUUGGACAACAAAGGAAAGGCAGACAUUCUUGACUUUGUACGAAAGUUUAAAGUCUGGACAAAAACUGGUUACAAAGAGCUUGGCGACCAUGGUGGGAUGGGAAUUGGACGAACAACAUUCAAUGUUGUUUUACAAAAGGACUUCUUAACUGACCCUCACAAGUGUGCACAUCAAGUGUGGGCUGACAGCGGAAAGUGGGCGGCACCCAAUGGAGGUGUAAUGAGAACAUCUAUUCUUGGCAUUCAAGACUUCGGUGAUGUCCCAACAGUUAUCGAAAACACGAGGCAGAUCUGUAAAGUAACCCAUGCUGACCCAAGAUGUAUUGCUUCGUGUGUAGCUGUAACUACUGCCAUUGCUUUGAUGUUACAAGGAAAGCACUGUAAGGAAAGUGGAUACGAUGAAAAGGCAAUUUGUGACGAGGCCUUUGAAUUUGCAUGUGCAGAACUCGAGACAAAAGAAGAGAAAAAAGAACUGCAAAAACACAUGUUUGCUAAAAAGUUGUCUGACCUGGAGCUCUCUGGUGAUAACAAGAUAGGGUACACCUAUAAAUGUCUGGGAGCAGGGUUCUGGGCCUUCAGACAGAAAGACUUUCGUUUGGCAUUGACAGAACUUGUUAUGGAGGCAGGUGAUGCUGAUACUAAUGGUGCCGUUGCUGGAGCCUUGUUAGGAUGUAAAUUAGGAGUGGAGCACCUCCCUGAAACUUGGUUGAAUGGUCUGCUGCACAAAGAAUGGCUGGAUGAACACAUAGACAGGUAUUUCAUCAUGCUGGGGCUAGAGACGAAAUGAUGAGAAGAAUGAAUGAAUUGAUGUAACAGAAUGCUGCACCAUGGCUACCUAAGAAGUGCACAACAGUGUGAUGUUUUCACACACAAAACCUUUUAAAAAUGAAUAGCGGUUUGUACUUGGGACUGCGUAUGUGUGUUGAAUACAACAAGUAAAUAAGAAGGAAACUUAACUAACUCCUUGUAGAAAGUAAAAAAAUUAACUCACGUUUUGAACGAUAGUCCUUCGUCGCUGUAAGCUAGGGUGCUCUUUGUUUUAAUGUUGUUUCUUUCUGGUCAUUUUUAACUCCUUGAACUAUAUAAACUCUACUCUUCCUUCUAAUGUUCUCUUUUACUCCGACGAGCGACUAUAAAAAGGACGUCCAAAACUAGUCAGUUUUAGCUGAGUUUUCUAACACAUCCCCAUCCCCGCUCCCCAUCCCCCCUCCCCCCCAAAAAAAGUGUCCAUGCCAAUUCGUUAACUACUAGAAUUUAAAACUAGCGGCAACAUGUCGUUAGUCAGGAAGAACUAAACAAGUAAUUUUAAAAUAAAUGUAUGUGAUGCACUUUAUAGAGUUCAACAAAAGGAUGCCACCCGAAAUUUUUGCAAAAUUUCGCAAAGUUAUAAAUCAUGAGUAUAUAGAAUAAAAUAUGUCACGACUAUAAUUAAA
Molecule: messenger RNA, 2480 nt
Organism: Actinia tenebrosa (Australian red waratah sea anemone)
Lineage: Eukaryota; Metazoa; Cnidaria; Anthozoa; Actiniaria; Actiniidae
Source: RefSeq, a predicted model, not a curated record